Prorocentrum cordatum is the source of this 1939-nucleotide messenger RNA. NCBI's taxonomy places the organism in Eukaryota, Dinophyceae, Prorocentrales, Prorocentraceae. The record is from the annotation of a GenBank genome assembly.
GCGCUUGGCCGACAUGGGUGAGAUUACCGCGCAGAUGUCAGACGAGGCCAUCGAGGACAUGUUAUCCACCAUCGUCCCGUGGAAGGUCGGCAGCGAGGAGGAGGGAGACGAAUUCGACCGCACGUUCGACCCGAUGAAGCCCUGUCUCUACAUGACAGAGGGUAGCAACAUGGAGAAGUCGAUCAAGAUGAGGGACCAUCUGCUGAACUAUUGCCUCGUCCCUUUGAUCACUUCAGGGCCCGCCGCCAUCGAUGCGAUCCUCAGGUUUUGUGCGCGAGCCCAGCGCACCUUCGCGAGGAAGCCAGACUCUUUGGAUGAGAACUUCCUGGCGGUCAUCCUCCAGUUCAUGCGCGUGGUGAGGGCGCUGACGACCAUCUGCAAGCCCGUGGACACCUCUCACUUGGCCGACGCUCUCGCCCUAGUGACCCCCAGCGCAGUGAUGAAGAGCGCUGAUGAGGGCAGCGCCACUAUCAUGGAGACCGUCGGUUCGGUAUUGGUCGGCACGACUGGGUGGAACGAGAUUGUAUCAGAUAUCAAAAGUAAGGCCGACAGCACCAAGAAGACCUUGCCCACGUACACGGCGUACGUCAAGGACCUGAAGAGUUACACCACUGACAAGGACGUGCCAGACGCGACCACCCUAUCUACCAUGCUCGACGGCUGCACCGACUUGAUCAGCUCGCUCCGUGAAGGCAUGGCGACCUACCUCAAAGGUUUGAUCGCUGGCGCGCUGAACAAGUUCAUGGAUAAAGCUAUCCAGGAGGGGCAGCACUCCGAGGGUAGCGGCAGCGCUGCCGUUCAGGAGGCGCCUGUGGAUUGGUCCGUCGUGGAGGCGCUCAACACGAAGGCGAACGGCAUCCUGGAGUACGCAAUCUUCCCAGCCGCCAAGUAUAAGCCUCAGAUCGAGGCACUGGGCCUCGCGAGCAAGGCAGCUGGAGCCAAGCACGCGUUCGACCGAGCAGUGCAGGCCAUCGACCCCACGUGGAUUGAGACUGCCAUUGCCUCCAGCUGCGACGCCUUCGUCCAGAUCGUCGAGUCGGUCACCCCCUACGUCAAAUAUAUGGACAUCAACGUGAACGAGAAGCUGCGCGAGGUGCUCACCGUUGUGGACAAGCCUGAUCACUGGACGACAGACGGUGCCAAGCAGUUGAUCGGUGCCUGCUUGACGAUAUGCGGCUUCGACCUCAAAUUCAAGGUGGAGAAGAGCAUCACUAGCGGGUUCCAGGUGUUCGGAAAAACUCUCGACUUGCUUUCGAAGCUGGCUGAGUACGAGGGCUUGGGUGGCGACACGGCUGCUCGCGUGAAGUCGGCCGCGGCGAUGCGGACUCUGCAGGCCAUGGCUUCCAGCAUGCAGUGCGUGAAGGGAGAGCUCGACAACAUGGCCAAUCCGAAUACAAGCCAAGCGUUCGUGGUCCACAUGACGUGCGAGGAGGAGCUGCAGGCGGCAGGUGCUCUGAUCCUAGAGGUAAAAGCCACGGAGAUGACGGCCAAGAUCGCGAAGAUCGACGAUGUGCUCAAUGACAUUGACAACGAUAAGGGCCGCUGGACCGACAAGCUCAAGGGCGAUAUGAAGAAGGACUACGCCUUGGCCAGGAAGACGCUAUUCAAGGUGGAUGGCAAGCUGAUUGAGGACCUGCUGAUGGAGGUCACCGCGAUGGCUCAGGCUUUGAGUGCUGCGCACGACCUCUUCGGCAGGCCCGAGCCCGAGAAGCUCACGAAGAUGGUGGAGAGCGGUUCCAAGAAGGCAGCCCGCUGCCUCGUGGAGGCGAAGCUCUUCCUGGGCUACGAGACGUUCAAGAACGAUGAGGUGCAGAUCCACAAGUUCGGCAAGAAGAUCGAGAAGGAGCUCAAGGAGUACUCCAUUCGCGGCGUGGUGGUGGGCAUGACGCUCGCCGAGCCGCUCCAGGAGUGGAUCAAGAGCGUCGUGGACAUGGCCUAA